AUGUCUUUAGACAGCCAAUCCGGAAUCCAUGGAUCCAUGAAAAAUCAUAUAUCAAAUGAGAAAAAUCAGGUAUGA
Molecule: messenger RNA, 75 nt
Organism: Spirodela intermedia
Lineage: Eukaryota; Viridiplantae; Streptophyta; Magnoliopsida; Alismatales; Araceae
Source: the annotation of a GenBank genome assembly